Molecule: messenger RNA, 329 nt
Organism: Delphinapterus leucas (beluga whale)
Lineage: Eukaryota; Metazoa; Chordata; Mammalia; Artiodactyla; Monodontidae
Source: RefSeq, a predicted model, not a curated record
GCAGCCCUGCCAUGGCCAGCUUUGGGCUAGGCCUCCUGGUGCUAAUGCUGACCACCCACCCUGAGCCCUCGAAGGCUCAGCACUGCUCCCACAGCUGGCACCCUGAAGGAAAGCAAGCCUCCAGCUCACUCCAUGACCCCCAACAUACUCCUGGGCCCUCAGCUCACAGCCCAGGCCAAAUUGUCCCCAACCUCCCAAGCGAUGUUCUGGCUCCCCCUGAGGACAGUGUGCCCUGGGAGAGUAGGACCAUGGCCUGGUGGCUUCUCCACAGGAAGCAGCACCUGGUGCAGACACUGCUGGUAAGUAAGCUAAGAACUGGCUGGGGGUGA